Artibeus jamaicensis (Jamaican fruit-eating bat) is the source of this 1738-nucleotide messenger RNA. It is a transcript of the gene TNFRSF4, whose product is annotated as TNF receptor superfamily member 4. The record is from RefSeq and is a predicted model, not a curated record. The transcript is spliced from 8 exons. Lineage: Eukaryota; Metazoa; Chordata; Mammalia; Chiroptera; Phyllostomidae. Gene Ontology annotation, molecular function: tumor necrosis factor receptor activity; protein binding. Gene Ontology annotation, biological process: inflammatory response. The coding region runs from base 448 to 1563 and encodes 371 amino acids.
CCGGGCUUCAGCCUGAGUGGCCGAGCUCACAGCCAAGGCUGGGCUUGAGCGGCGUGUGGGCGUGGAAGGAAGGUCACUGGUGUGGGGGACACAGACGUGGUCUCUGGGCAGGGGCUCCUGUGUCUCUCAGCAUUGCAGCCACUUGAGCCAGCCCUCCCCUCAACCAGGGGCUGGACCGGUGCCCAUACAGGGGAGUUGUGUGAGGCUGGAGGGCGGCGGGUCUAGGGCCCAUGGGGACGGCAGCCGUAGCCCCUCUGUCCGGGACCCUCACUGGCCUCCUGCCCUCUGGCCCUCGGGACCAGCCCAGGCCUGGCCUUUGCUGCCUCUCCACCCCCACCCUGGCCCCAUCGCUGCCGUCCUCCCCAGGUGCCCCCAGGGGAGCCUGCACUCAGCCCAGGGUCACGGCCUCCAGGUCCCCCCAGGGCCGCCUCCCGCACAGAUGCCUGGAUGGGGCACACGCAGAUGCUGGCUUCUCUGGGGCCUGGUCCUGGGGGUGUUGAGACCUCUGUGGAGGGGUCGGGUGUGGGUUCCACACCCACCGGUGGCCCUGCAGCCUGUCUGUCUGUCUUUCUGUCCCUCUGUCUGUCUGCAGGGGCAUACAAUUUUGGCUUCGAAUGUGUCGACUGUGCCGAGGGGACCUUCUCUGGGGGCAGCGAGGGCCACUGUAGUCCUUGGGCAGACCUUUAUAGCCACAUCCUGCGAGGAAAACCCCCAGACUCCCGUGCUGCCGGUGCGAUGAGGUGUGUGGGUGCCCGGUGGCCCAGCGCGCUCCACUCCGCCCUGCUGCUCCUGGGGCUGGGGGCUGCGGCCCAGCCCGUCUGCAGGGAGAACACCUACCCCAGGGGCAACAAGUGCUGUAAGGAGUGUGACCCAGGUUUCCAGAUGGUGAGCCGCUGCACCGACAGCCGGGACUCGGUGUGCCGUCCGUGUAAGCCGGGCUUCUACAACGAGGCCGUGAACUACGACACCUGCAAGCCCUGCACUCAGUGCAACCAGCGAAGUGGGAGCGAAAUCAAGCGGAUAUGCACAGCCACCAACGACACCGUCUGCAGCUGCCGGCCCGGCACCCAGCCCCUCGGUGGCUUCAAGCGAGGAGUUGACUGCGCCCCGUGCCCACCAGGACACUUCUCCCCCGGUGACAACUCGGCCUGCAAACCCUGGACCAACUGCACCUCGGAGGGGAAGCGCACCCUGCGGGCUGGCAGCAACAGCUCCGACGCCGUCUGCGAGGGCAGGACGCCCCCAGCCACCCUUCCUGAGAAGACCCCAGGCCCCCCAGCCCAGCUCCCCACCACCCUGCCCCCCACCGCCUGGGCCAGGCCCUCACAGGGGCCUGCUAUGCCCCCUGCAGAGCCCCCCAGGGGCCCGGAGCUGGCCGCCGUCCUGGGCCUGGGGCUGUGCCUGGGCCUGCUGGCCCCGGUGGCCGCCGUGCUGGUCCUGCUGCAGCACUACAAGGCCUGGAGGCUGCCCACCCACCACGCCAAGCCCCCCGGAGGCAGCGGCUGCCGGACCCCCGUGCAAGAGGAGCACUCGGACGCCCACUCCGCCCUGGCCAAGCUCUGAGCAGCCGCACCGGGUGGCAGCCGGUGCCCCGGCACCCCUUUGGCCUGUCGCUCCAUCGCCCCGUCCCCCUGGCACCUGUCGCCUGCCCUGCGCCGUUCUAGGUGCGCCUGGGCUCGCCCCCGGGCUCGGCUAUGUAUGCUGUGCAUACUCCACCCGGGGGGGCCCCAAUAAACGG